CAGAAAUGUCUUGCUUUUCCAGAACGGCCAUGCUUUCCUUCAGAUUCUUCACAAUGUCUGCUGGAGAUUUGUGAGACUUCCCGAACGGGAACGGCAUGACGGCAGGGGCAGGGGCCUCCGCUGCACUCCGCCUGUGCUACGGGGCUGGGCUGGGCGUUCCCUUCUCUGCCUCCGCGUCGUCGCCGUCCCCGUCCUCGGCUGCCGCCGCCUCGGGCUGCUCGUUCAGUCCCCGCGGCGUGGCUCGGACGCUGGGCCCCUCCGUUGUCUUCCGCCCGCUCCUGCUUCAGGCGACGGGCUCCCGCGGCGGCGGCUGCACGGGCGGACGGCGGCCCAGGGGCUCCCGCGGCGGCUGCCGCGGUGCUGCUCUCACUCGGGCUGCGGCUGCUGCUGCGGGACUCGACGCCGCCUUAGUCUUCGCCUAUGCCCCCGCCCCGGCGCCUGAAGGUUCUGUGUCUCCCAGGCCGCGCCGCUCCCCGAUCCCCGCGCCCCACUCGCGGCCCGAGCCCGGCUUUGACGUGCGCACUGCGCAGCCGCCGAGGACGCGACGUCGGGCGGCGCCGCAACGCCCCCUUCCGCCUCGGGCGCCCCCGAGCGGCCGGCGGACUCAGUGCGCUGAGAGUUGACACCAGGCCCCAGCGGGAGGGGCCGCAGAGAAAAGCAGAAGCCGAGUCCGCAGUUCCUCUUCCUCAGCUGCGGCUUCCAAGGCGGGGCUCAGCCCCUUCUCCGCCUGAGCGCGCUUCCUACGGGAAUCGCACGCUCACUUUCAACGACCGCUUCCUCAACUCUUCAAGCUUAUUUCUGCGAAAGGCCCGCAGCCCACUUUGUGUAGACCGAUUCUGUCUUAUUUGCGAUCAGAUCAUUUUAGCAUCUAGGGGGACACAGCAUAGAAAGUGCCGGAACGUUCCAGAUUAAUGGGAACGUUCCUAUUUAAAUCAGCAACCUGGAUUUAAAUUAUUCUCCACCAUUUGCUAUCUGUGGGCUGUUUCACGUCCCUAUGCCUGGAUUUCCUCACACAUUAAAAAAAAAAGUGUAAUAAUAUAGUGGUUCCUCCCACGGGCACCUGAGAAU
This is a messenger RNA of Callithrix jacchus (white-tufted-ear marmoset), 1068 nucleotides long. The record is from RefSeq and is a predicted model, not a curated record. Lineage: Eukaryota; Metazoa; Chordata; Mammalia; Primates; Cebidae.